Telopea speciosissima is the source of this 1452-nucleotide messenger RNA. RefSeq names its product aspartic proteinase PCS1-like. Gene Ontology annotation, biological process: proteolysis. Bases 16 to 1374 code for a protein of 452 amino acids. The transcript has a single exon. Lineage: Eukaryota; Viridiplantae; Streptophyta; Magnoliopsida; Proteales; Proteaceae. The record is from RefSeq and is a predicted model, not a curated record. Gene Ontology annotation, molecular function: aspartic-type endopeptidase activity.
CAACUAAUCAUCGCCAUGGCUCUCUGCAAGUAUUUCUUUCUCCUCCUCUCCCUCUGCUCUCUCUCCCUCUCAACCCAAGAAACCCAAAACCCUAAACAAAACUUAGAGUUCAAACCCUCUAUGAACUACUCUCUCUCAUUCCCACUCACCUCUCUCCCUCUCUCUCGCCCUUCUCCUACACCUCUCCUCUCUUCCCUCACUUCAUCAUCAACCAAACAAGCCCCUAAAACCAACCAAAGUCUUUACAGAUCUCAAUUCAAGUACACAAUGGCUUUGAUCGUUUCUCUCCCUAUAGGGACUCCUUCACAGACCCAACAGAUGGUCUUAGACACCGGAAGCCAGUUAUCGUGGGUCCAAUGCAAAAAGAAAUCAACGGUCAGAAACCCUCAAAAGACUCUUCCGUCGUCGUUCGAUCCUUCUCGCUCCUCCACCUUCUCUUUUCUCCCCUGUAACCAUCCUAUCUGCAAACCCAGAAUUCCCGAUUUUACCCUCCCAACCACCUGCGACCAAAACCACCUCUGUCAAUACUCUUACUUCUACGCUGACGGCACUUUCGCUGAGGGCAAUCUCGUCCGAGAAAAAGUUAGGUUCUCCAGUUCUCAAAGCACUCCUCCUUUGAUUCUCGGUUGCGCUCAGGACUCCGACGUCUCCACGGAGGGUAUUUUGGGAAUGAAUCUUGGCCGGCUUUCCUUCGCUUCGCAAGCCAAGGUUUCCAAGUUCUCGUACUGCGUGCCGGUUCGCCCGAACCGGGGAUUGGUCCCGCCCGUCGGGUCUUUCUACCUGGGCGAGAACCCAACCUCCGGUAUGUUCCGAUAUGUUGACCUCUUGACAUUCGAUCGAGCUCAAAAUCAACGCAUGCCAAAUUUUGAUCCGUUGGCGUAUACUGUGGGGAUGGAAGGUAUCAGGAUUGGUGCCAAAAGGCUGGAUAUCCCGAGAUCCGUUUUCCGACCCGAUGCUGGUGGUGCCGGUCAGACGAUGAUCGAUUCUGGCACGGAGUACACGUUCUUGGUGGAAGGUGCGUACACUAAGGUAAGGGAAGAGAUCAUGAGGCUGGUGGGGUCCAGGGUGAAGAAGGGGUUUGUGUAUGGACAAGCGUUAGAUUUGUGCUUUGAUGGGAAUGCUGCGGAGAUCGAACGGUUGGUGGGGGAUGUAGUGUUGGAGAUGGAGAAAGGGGUGGAAAUUGUAGUGGAUAGAAAUAUGGUACUGGUUGAUAUUGGAGGUGGGGUCCACUGCUUGAGCUUUGGACGAUCGAAUUUGCUUGGAGUGGAAAGCAAUAUCAUAGGGAAUUUUCACCAGCAAAACCUAUGGGUGGAAUUUGACCUCGCCAAUCGUAGGGUUGGAUUUGGGAGAGCAGAUUGCAGCAAAUCAGCCUAAAGAAAAAUACCACUAUUUGAUCCUCAUCUGACGGUGUAUAUUAUAUGUUCUUUUUGGUAGACUAUGUAAUUAUGUAUA